Messenger RNA from Ziziphus jujuba (common jujube), 1739 nucleotides. RefSeq lists its product as uncharacterized. Bases 275 to 1237 code for a protein of 320 amino acids. The transcript has 7 exons. Gene Ontology annotation, molecular function: nucleic acid binding. Lineage: Eukaryota; Viridiplantae; Streptophyta; Magnoliopsida; Rosales; Rhamnaceae. The record is from RefSeq and is a predicted model, not a curated record.
AAUUGAAAAGCGGGUGAUGGAAUGCAAUUCACCCUUAGGAGAAACAAGUACGACAACAGAGAUUGGGAAAGAAACAACGACGGAAGAGGAACCGUUUCUUCUUGUUCUACCUACUCUCUCCUCUCUAUCUCUCUUUCUGAAAAAAUUGUUUUGAUUUUUGGUUCGCUCUCUUCCAAACAUGAGUAUGACCCAAUUCGCUAUGUAGAGCCGAUUAGCAGGAUAGAAGAAACCCACAGAUAGAAAUCAAAUCUUUCCACUCCCAUUCACAACAACAAUGCGAGUUGAAGAAUUGGCUUCUCUUGUGAAGGACAAUCUUCCCUGCAAGCAUCUUGUUCUUUCAGUGGAAGAAGUCUUGAUUAACUUCCUUCAGACUGAUACCAGCUCUGAUGGGGUUCUAGAAUUAGAACCUAUGAAUUCAUAUAACCGUCUCCUUUUGCAUCGUCUUGCAGAUAUAUUUGGAUUUUCCCAUGAAUCAGUUGGUGAAGGAGAUGAUCGGCACUUAAUUUUGGAGCGAUGCCCUGAGACAUCAAUACCCUCCAUCCUUGUUAGUGAUAUCCUGUGGCAGUAUGAUGACCCUCAAUCUUCAGCAAUGACACAUCAAUUAUUAAAGAGAACAGAAACCUCCCCAGUGCUAAAGACAAAAUCACCAUCAGUUCAGCAUUCACUCGAGGAGAGAGAAGCAGCUUAUUUGGCUGCUCGUCAGCGAAUUUUUUCGAUGGAUUUGGGAGAAGAAAAAGAACCUGUCAAGCAGAAGCCACGAAGUGUUCCAGUGGUUGCUCGCAGGAUGAUUGCUCAUGCACUAGGGCAAAGAAUCAGUUCAAUCAAUCAGGAUACAGCUCUUAAAGAUUUUAGUGGUUCUGGAGAGGAAACAGAUGAAAUGAAAGCUCAAGAUAAGGAUAAAAUUGAUCUCAAUCUGACCCAGAAAACUUUUCAAGAAUCCUUUUCCUUGUCAGGCACAAAUACAAAGUCUUAUGAUGAAGUUAAAAAAAAUGAACAGAGUACUUGUGCAUCAUCACAAAGUGAAUGGAAGGCACCUCAAAAACAAGCUGAGAAGGUAUCUAGUAGUGUCAGCAUCUCUCGGAGUGGAAGGGAUAGGAAUAAUGUAAAUGAGGACCACCAUAAAAGGCAACAUUUGGGAGCUGCAAAAAGAAUGUUUGCUCAUGCCUUGGGUAUGCAGUCAGGCAAAGAGAGUUUUCUUUCAAAAUGCAGUGAGAUAAACCAUACCAACAUGGAAUAAGUGUCAGAAAUUCACACCAGCAUAUUGGUUCCUUGUCACCUUUCUAUUGCGCUUGUCCACACUCCACUGGUGUUCUCCAUGUUUUCAGUUCCAUCCUAAGGAUGGAUAAUGUGCAUGUACUGAUAAGAGCUGAUCAUUUAUCUCAGGAGAUGUGUUGGCAAAAGAUUGAAGCCAAGGUAUAGCAUAUUGGCUGCUGCUGGUUCUGUGGUUUCAUAGGGAAGUUUAUAUAAACUCCUCAAGGAAAAGGCUAUUUCAUGAUAAUGAAAUUCGAUUUAAUGGUUGAGACUUCAAGUGAUAUGGUGUGGUGUGCAGAAGUGGUUUGAGAUGAAGCAAUGCUAAAUUCAGACAUGCAUGCAGUUUCACAGACAGCCAAGCAAAGUGUGGGGGUUUGAUAGUUAAUUGUGUUGCUUGGUUUGUGCUAUGUUAAAAGACCUUUUCUUUAAGUUGUAUCUAAAAAGUUUACAUAAUUAUAUUAAUUAUAUAUACAUAUGUUUGAAUAGAA